Molecule: messenger RNA, 327 nt
Organism: Gongylonema pulchrum
Lineage: Eukaryota; Metazoa; Nematoda; Chromadorea; Rhabditida; Gongylonematidae
Source: the annotation of a GenBank genome assembly
AUGUCCACUCAUUUGCCAAGUUUAUUGAGUGUGAAAUAUCAACUGAACGAGAACAUUCGUACAACGAAGCUCAUGUUCACAACAAUUAUCGCUACUAUUGCAACGAUCCUUUACAAUGUACCGGUAACCCUGUACCAUGGCGUGGAUGUCAAACCCGACGGACUAAUUAGCAAUGCCACCUUGCAGCGUGUUAUCGCAUACGCUCCGUGGGAAGCAACAAUUGUUUGUCCAUUUUUAUUAUACUCAUUUUUUAGACAUCUACCUGAAUGUACUGGCAAUCGUGUGAGUAUGACAGAAAUAAUUCUAUUGCAUAACUGUGAGGACUAA